Paraphaeosphaeria sporulosa is the source of this 2481-nucleotide messenger RNA. RefSeq lists its product as uncharacterized. Gene Ontology annotation, molecular function: DNA-binding transcription activator activity, RNA polymerase II-specific; zinc ion binding; RNA polymerase II cis-regulatory region sequence-specific DNA binding. Gene Ontology annotation, biological process: DNA-templated transcription; regulation of transcription by RNA polymerase II. Gene Ontology annotation, cellular component: nucleus. The record is from RefSeq and is a predicted model, not a curated record. The transcript is spliced from 4 exons. The coding region runs from base 1 to 2481 and encodes 826 amino acids. NCBI's taxonomy places the organism in Eukaryota, Fungi, Ascomycota, Dothideomycetes, Pleosporales, Didymosphaeriaceae.
AUGUCCACCAGGAGUGCUGAGUCGCGUGAUAAUUCGCCAGACGCGUCGGCUGAGAAGCGGGCCAGCAAAAAGCGGAAAGUGUUAUCAUGCUACGCUUGCAGAAACCGUAAGAUGAAAUGUGAUCGAGUUUAUCCUGUUUGCGGACGUUGUCAAAAGACCGGAAGGGCAGACCAAUGCACCUACGACCCUCGAUUGCUUGAGGAUAUACCUGUUAAUGGCGAUGGUUACGCAGAGCCGCCGAGCUUUGCACAACACGACAGCGCUCCGAGUGGAGCUGGCUCUUCGGAUCUUGUAAGCUGGAAGCUACGAGUACAGGAGCGGCGACUAGAGCAACUGGAGAACAAGCUGGCUGCGCAGAGCGGCACAGGUUCACAGGCGUACGACUCGACUCCGUCACACUUCCACGACUUCAAAGCGAAUGAACCUCUCCUACACGAAGAAAUGAUGUUUCGAGGCAAAGCCUUCAAAACCCAGUUUUACGGCUCAACAUGUCCUCUCAGCGCGCUGACACAGUUCUCCGAGCUCCAGGCUUUCACGAGAGAAUCGGUAAUCUCUUCGGGCAACAUGGGCCAUGUCCGGGAUGACUUCAAAGCCUUCAGGGUCCGGAGAAAGGCAAUGAUGAAGGAAAAGAAUGCACGAAGGCGCGGUUACGAUGAGGAGAUCUUCCUUCAAUUACCCGACAAAACCACGCUCGAUCCUCAGGUCGCCCUAUAUUUCCAGACAUGCGAAACGUCCUACCGCAUAUUGCAUGAGCCGAGUUUUUGGCGAGAAUAUCAAGCCUUUUGGGAGCGGCAAUCCAACGACGAAUCUUUUACACCCUUCGCCGCUGUCCUCUUGUACAUCCUUGCGGUCACCAAGUGCCUACAACCAAAUGACGGCAAUAUCUUCGUAGGCGACAGUGCAGUCGAUCGCGAUACGGCUCUGGAUUUCAUCGAGACAUGCGACACGUGGCUGCAGCGGCAGUCGCGGAAACAGACCACCCUCACUUUCUUCCAGCUUCAUUGUCUCUCUCUUCUCGCAAAGAGGCUCAACUGUCUAAAGCUUAAGCAGGAUUGGACAACUUCCGGCGACAUAAUUAGGGUCGCAAUCGCAGCAGGCUUACAUCGAAACCCCUCGCUGCUUUCGAGAGGUCGUAUUAGCGAGUUCGAAAAGGAAAUGCGGAGAAGGGUCUGGCUGACUAUCGUGGAGCUCGAACUACAAGGCUCGAUUGAUUGCGGCUUGCCAUCUUCAGCCUGCGGCCUCUACUUCGAUGUUCAACCCCCAUUCAAUCUUCCUGACGAAACCUUCGCGGCGGACACAACGCAAAUUCCGGCAGGACGUCCGAUUGAACACUUCACCUCCACUUCAUACCUGAUCGUGUCGUUACAAUCGAUGCCGCUACGACUUCAUCUUCUGCAGCUGUUGAACAAUCCAACGACUGAGCUCCAAUACUCCGAUGUCCUCCACUACGACAGCCAGCUGAACGCUAUGUUGAACACCUUGCCCAACUGGACCGAUCCUAGAGCCGACAUCCCCUCUACGCUUCUGAAGUUGCAACUCGUACAAUUUCUCUUGAUACUGCAUCGACCGUACGCCGUUUACGCCACUACGAACAAGCGCUUUAGUUUUUCUUUCACGGCAUGUAUAGAAGCCGCGAGUACGAUCCUGAUGCUCCACGAAAAACUGCUUGCAAAGAAUAUAUUAUCUUUGAACCACCUUCGUAACGACGCUCUGCGGGCGGGCAUAGCGCUUGCUCAAACUACAUACUACAACUGCUUCCACGCAUCGCCAGCAGAGGGUCGCGAUGCGCCCAAUCACAAAGACUAUGUGCACCCUAUCGACAUCGGCGUGGCAUCCAGACAGGAGCGUCCCAUCGGUGGCCCAGAGCUCAAAAUCCCCCAACUCCCCACAGACAGCCUGCUUGCAUCGACACUUUGCACGACUGCCGUCAAUCUCCUGGAAAAAGUACGCCUGCUCUUCGAGAAUAAAGUCAUGCGCCUCGGCACCGGCUACAUGGAGUACUUCCUUCUCUGCUCCGCGCAGGGCAUCAUGCCAAAAACUAGUCAGGACCGACGGACAUCAAUCGCAUCUAUUACCAACGCCACAGCCGACGACCUACGCUCACGAGGCCGCAAGUCGCUCGAGCGGGUCACGUCACUCUGUUUUCGUGUUCUCGCGCUACAGAAAGAACCUGCCGAUUCGCUUGUGAGCUCCUUACGCCAGAACGUCACAGUGCCUUCGCCGCUGACGCCAGCUUCGAGCCUCGGCCCGUCUACAGGUCCCCCUACGGCCCCACACAUGUAUGGAAGUAAUCUCGGUGGUGGGGGCCUCGGUGGAGACAUGCCCACGAUACUCCCCGGAACCGUCGCUAUCGCGACUGCGCUCAACGACGGCAAGGGUAUUGGCGACGGGGCUUUCGACGAUUUGCAGGACAUGCAAGUCGACUUGUCAGGCUGGACGUUUCCUGACUUCUGGAAUUUUGACAUGGGCGGUGCCCUUUGA